AUGAACGGCUUUAGCACCGAGGAGGACAGCCGCGAAGGGCCCCCCGCCGCCCCCGCCGCCGCCCCGGGCUACGGCCAGAGCUGCUGCCUCAUCGAGGACGGCGAGCGCUGCGUCCGGCCCGCGGGCAACGCCUCCUUCAGCAAGAGAGUCCAGAAGAGCAUCUCGCAGAAGAAACUCAAGCUGGACAUCGACAAGAGCGUAAGGCAUCUGUAUAUUUGCGAUUUUCACAAAAAUUUCAUCCAGAGUGUACGAAAUAAAAGGAAGAGGAAGACAAGUGACGAUGGCGGAGAUUCUCCUGAGCAUGACACUGACAUUCCUGAGGUUGAUCUGUUCCAGCUGCAGGUGAACACUCUCCGACGUUAUAAACGACACUACAAAUUGCAGACCAGACCAGGCUUCAAUAAGGCCCAGUUAGCAGAAACUGUCAGCCGACACUUCAGGAACAUACCUGUGAAUGAAAAGGAGACCCUUGCUUACUUCAUCUACAUGGUGAAGAGUAACAAGAGUAGACUGGACCAGAAGUCAGAGAGUGGCAAGCAGCUUGAGUGA
Rangifer tarandus platyrhynchus (Svalbard reindeer) is the source of this 549-nucleotide messenger RNA. The record is from the annotation of a GenBank genome assembly. Lineage: Eukaryota; Metazoa; Chordata; Mammalia; Artiodactyla; Cervidae.